This is a messenger RNA of Aspergillus nidulans FGSC A4, 1731 nucleotides long. RefSeq lists its product as uncharacterized. The coding region runs from base 1 to 1731 and encodes 576 amino acids. Lineage: Eukaryota; Fungi; Ascomycota; Eurotiomycetes; Eurotiales; Aspergillaceae. The transcript is spliced from 2 exons. The record is from RefSeq and is a predicted model, not a curated record.
AUGCAGGAGGCAAUUGAGCAAGCAGGGUCCGUAUUCACUGGAUGGAUCUCAACCUGCUUGUUCUGCCUCGACUCAAACGGCGAUGGUGAGCGCGCCCACCAUCAGCAAGCCAUAAAGCAAAGAGGUGCUGAGCGAGAGAUGCAAAUAUGCCACUCUCAGCCUCACCUUGUCCCUCCCAUGAAAUUGGUCGUCUACGACGACCUCCCCAGCCCAGGUCCACCAUCUCCGUCAUCAUCAUUCCCAUCUUGGAUUAUGGACGAGGGCAGGAACCUCGUCUCGCGAGCCUCUAUUCGGGCAAGCAUGUCGUUUAGACGCAGGUCAACCGCUCCACUGAGGAUUAGCGCACCAACAGACUUUAGAGUGGUAGCAGGGACAAGCUCAACUCUGCCGACUCGUGCCCUCUCAACAGCCCCAGCUCAAAGGCCGUACCGUCCCCUAGAGCUGAGUUUCCAAGACCCAGCAAACAGGCUACCUGAACUCCCCCGCUUCAGUGACUUCAACUUCGACUUCGGACUUGACAACGACCAACCACAGGCAGCAGCUAUCGCUCGGCCGCCGAAAGCAUUCUCCUUUAUGACGGAUGCUUCCUAUCAAAGUCGACCACAAACGUUCAUCUCUCAUACUCGCCAGCCGUCGUCCUCAUUCAGUGUGCCUCGAAAGCCCGUGGGGUCUGGGUCUCGUCGGUCGUCACUUGCGACUCUCGAAUUGCUCAUGGAGAGGAAGACUCCCAACCCUACGCCUACGAGGCACCCUCUCAUUCCGCACUUCUCUGUUCGCUCUUCUACUGCCUCUGUCGCCACUGGCCUGGCUACGAUCACUUUUCCAUCCCCUUCCCCUCCUAUUUGGCUGGAUUCAACUGUGGGUGUGGGAAGUCCGCCUCUAUCAAACAAUACCCCUUCCCGAGCGUUACAGUCACACGAUGCCACCGCAUCUGCAUCAACCAUCCACAAAACCCUCAAGCCGGCAACAUCACAGUCCCAGUACCUGACCCAAAGCAAAUCCCUGCCGUCCUUCCCCAUUCGCAACAAGACCUACGAACGUGUUUCAUCCCCAGUGGACACAGGUAUGGGUAUUGAUGUAGAUACUCAACACCAUCCAUUCUCAGCAACCAUGCCCAUGACGACACCUAACCUGUCCCUUCCCCCAUCCCGCUCCAGUCGUGUAACGCAAUGGCUCCUACAACAAACCACUGCGAUAUCCACGGCGCCUAAAACGCCUACCUCCGCGCCUCCCCCAACCUUCCCAUUCGCGCCCCCAUCAUCAUCCUCCCGCAAGCCAAGCUUGAGCCUAAGUUCAAGUUUAAGCGACAAGCUCUCCAUGCGUAUCCGCUCUCGUACUCUAAGCGGGUCGACUAUUGCGCCGUCCACGCCAACUGUGCCCGUGCCUGUACCUGUACCAGCCGGUGCCAAAACAACCGUGGUGUCAGAUCCGCCGUCGCCCCCCUCACGAGCAACCACAGCGACAGCACGCACGUCCACGCUCGAUUCCCGCAUUGAGAAGGAGUUUGAGAUACCCGGGCCUUACUCAUAUGCAUCCACAUACCCCUUCCCUCGACAAGCACGGUCUCAGACACAGUCAAGCACCCAGCCCCAAUUCCACCCGGCACCAACAAUCCACGAGGUGCAGCAGCAAACCAACCUGAACUUGGAUUACUAUGCCUAUGGCCACAACCAUCACCCGGAUAAUGAUCAUGAUCACCACCGACAAUCCGCUAUCGGCGUGGCCUUUUGA